Messenger RNA from Castor canadensis (American beaver), 579 nucleotides. The record is from RefSeq and is a predicted model, not a curated record. Lineage: Eukaryota; Metazoa; Chordata; Mammalia; Rodentia; Castoridae.
AUGGACCGGGGCCCCCAGCCUCUGCCAUUUCUCUCCUUCUCCGCUUACAAAGAGCGGGGACGGAGCAAGCCGUCGCCACCUGCACCAGAUCCGGGAGACCUGCUCCUGGCACCCCCGAGGGAAGUCAGGCCAAUGGAAAGAGGGCAGAGGUUCACACCCCCACCCCCAAACCUCACAGUAUCUACUUGCCCGGAGGUGGCUCCUCAGCCCAGGGAACCGACGCCCCCGGGCCGGCUGCCUGCACCCUCACGGCACCGGCCCCACCCCCAAUCCUUCCGGCGCCCCAGCGCCCACCCACCCGGGCGCGGGAGUGGGAGGGUGCCGCGUGGGCAGCUGGAGCAACAGGCGUGGGAGCCGCGCUCCUCGCACUUGCUAGCUCCAGAAGGCUCGGUCGCGUCCCUCUUACCUUCGGCAAAGCGAGCCCCAGGCCCCGCGCCCCCCGCGUGCGAGGAAGCUGCGGCCGGGAGCCGGGGGCCGCCGAGGCGCCGAGCGCCUAGCAGCGCGGCGAAGCACCCAGCAGCCGCCGCUCGGGCGGCUCCUCCUUCGAUCCCCCGGUGAAGUCUCGCUCGCUCCCUCCCU